Toxorhynchites rutilus septentrionalis is the source of this 6445-nucleotide messenger RNA. It is a transcript of the gene cu, whose product is annotated as nocturnin. The transcript is spliced from 6 exons. The record is from RefSeq and is a predicted model, not a curated record. Lineage: Eukaryota; Metazoa; Arthropoda; Insecta; Diptera; Culicidae. Gene Ontology annotation, molecular function: poly(A)-specific ribonuclease activity. Gene Ontology annotation, biological process: circadian rhythm. The coding region runs from base 4344 to 5756 and encodes 470 amino acids.
UGGUAUAUAAGUGAGCGCCGCUCGGAAAUCCACUUAGUUAUAAUUGAACUGUGAUUGGAGCAUGUUGUCGCUGUUGUGGUGAAGUUCUUCGUUUAUCAUGAAAGCGCGGUUGAACGGUGUCACCAAGAGCCUGUUUGUGCAUCUUAGGCCACAAGGGAAUCCAUCAGGAGGAGAGUGAUGCCACAAACGAUUCCCCGGCGAGAGAUCGGAGUAGCCGCCACACACACACAUACACGCGCGGAACUCUUCUUUUGGAUGCCAUUCAGCAUCGAGAAAAUUCCGGAAAGAUUCAAUCGUUGCUGAAAAAUAAUCUGCCAGUUACCCUGGGAACUGAAAAUACAUUCAUGCAAAAGAGUUCAUUUUAAUGUUUUCUAUCCAUGUAACACUGCGACCAAAUAUUUUUUCAAUCAAGUGCUAUUAACAGAUGGUUAUCGAGUUAGCAUUAACCACUUGUGGGCUUCGAGUAUCGAGGAAAAUCUGGAAAGAAUCUGAAAAAUACUCUGCCAGUUCCCCUGGGAAUUGAAAAAUACAUUGAUGCGAAAGAGUUUAUUCUAAUGUUUUCUAUCAAUAUAACACUGCAACCAAAUACAUUUGGUUUUGUUCAGCUUUUUUCGAGUUGUGAGGGAGCGUAAAAAAGCCAAUACAACAGGAGGAGAAGAGAAGGCGACCAAGAGAGUAUCAGCAUCGAAAAACGGUUCCGCUUGAGGCAUCGGAGCAGCCGCCACACACACACUUACACGCGCGGAAUUCUUUCCAUUUGGUUGCUGUUCAGCAUCGAGAAGAUUCCGGAAAGAUGUAAUCGUUACUGAAAAAUAAUCUGCCAGCUCCCCUUGAAUUUGCGAAAGAGUUUAUUUUAAUGUUUUCUAUCCAUAUAAUACUGCGAUCGAAUACAUUUGGUUUUGUGAUUUCCGGUAAUUUAUUAGAGUUGAAAUGAAUCUUAAGAAGUAAUUCCCGCUCUAUGUGCACUGGGAAACUAUGUUUACUCAACAGUUUCUCAAACGAGAAAUAGGUGUUGUGAGAAAGGAUGCGCGAACGCGAAAAUUAUGUAGACUGGUUUGAUGCAACUAAUAGUUUGUCUAUUGGAAAAGGAAUACAAAUCAUAUCACAAUACAAGCAAUGUAUUAUGUAUUAUACAACUUUUGUGUGAUUGCUUCUUUUGCUGAAUAUUGUGCCUCCAACGUAACGCUCUCGUUUUCGAAGUCCUCCAAACAUUCAUUUAUUCAUUAAUUCAGAAUUGAUUCAGAUCCAGCUAAAACAAACGAUCACUAAAUAAACGAUAGUCCUACGUCACCCUUGCGGUUAUACCACAGAUAUAACCCACUUCCUGUUUUUUUCAUAAAGAAUAUCGACUGUACAAAACCUUACCUAAUAAGGCAAAGACAGCAACAAGUGCGUUCCGCAGUGUCUGUAUAGUGUUUUUGAAACGUGAUUUGGAUUUUUGACCAAGAAUUAAAUUAAUGUUAGUAUGUAAGACGAUAAAGAUAUGACGGAUACAAUACUGCUUUCAGCUUUGGUGUUUUUUAAAUUCGUUUUUAUCCAAGUAUACAUCAGUAAAAAAUUACAAUGAAUUAAUUUUUUUAUUGAUAUAUAUUUGAGACGAUCGCCAACAGUUUGAGUAUCGCGCGCAAACCGGCAUAGAGAAACUUGAAAUAGAGCAUUCGCGAAAAUAAAUUGUUUUUUUUUAAUAAAACCAAAUCAUUCCACGGGAUGGAAGGUGGAAGCUGAAAAGAACCUAAACCGAAAUAUAUUAUUGUUUUUAACAGAAAAUUAUAACGAGAUUUCUCACUGUUGGGGCAGAUUCCCAUGUCGGUCCCUAGGGACUGACAUUAAGCUUUUCUUUAAAAAAACGGUGAUCAUUGGGGCUGGCAGUUACAGAAUAAGGGAAUAAUAAAAUAUAUGGUUUGUCUUCGGAAUUUUUACGGUUUAGUCGAAUUUCUGACUAUGUUAUUUUAGUAAUAGGAGUACCGGUAAGUUUCAUCGUUAUUUUAUUCAAAAAUUAAUGCUUUAUUCUGCUAAAAUGGUUACAAAUUUAAUAUUCAAAGUAUGUCCCAUCGCUAGUCACAACUUUUUCCCAUCUUUCUGGCAAUUCACGGAUCCCUUUGCGGAAAUAAUCGGCCGGUUUGUCGGCUAACCACAAAUUGAUCCAAUUUUUGACUUCAUCAAAAUUGGAGAAGUGCUGGUCAACCAUGCCAUAUUGCAUCGAUCGAAAAAGACAGUAAUCGGACGGAGCAAUGUCUGAAGAAUACGGCAGGUGGGAUAGGACCUCCCAUUUCAGCGAUUUCAAGUAUGUUUUGACCGGUCUCGCGACAUGCGCCCGUGCGUUGUCGUGCUGCAAAAUAACUUUAUCGUGUCUUUGUUCGUAUUGCGGCCGUUUUUCCUUCAGUGCACGGCUCAAACGAAUCAAUUGUUGGCGGUAGAGGUCCCCCGCAAUGGUUUCAUUCGGUUUUAACUGCUUAUAGUACACCAUAGCUGUUCACACCAAAUAGACAGCAUAACUUUCUGGCCGUGAAUAUUCCGCGCGGCCGUCGAUGUUGGCCGGGGUAUCCAUACGUUGCCCGACAUUUAGGAUUGUCGUGAAAAAACGACGUUCGACGUCUCGUGGCUUCAAUUCAUACUGCACCCAAUGUCCUAUCUUUCGGAUCAUUCCCAUUACUUUUAAACGAUCGAAUAUGGUUUGCUGAGCUACUCCAAGUGUAUCUGCAAGUUCUUGUUGUGUUUGUGACGGAUCUUGAUCGAGUAAAGCCUCCUAUUCUUCAUCUUCAAACUUUUUUGGCGGUCCGGAACGUUCUUCGUCUUCCAAGUCAAAACUACCACUUUUGAACCGUGCAAACACGUCGGACACGUUUGCUCAGUUGGUGCAUGAUCACCAUAAACUUCCACCAAAAUGCGAUGACUUUCCGCAGCUUUUUUCUUUAUAUUGAAGUAAUGAAGUAACAUUCCCCGCAAAAACACUCUCGUUGGUACGAAAUUCGACAUAUUCGAAGUGGCAAAAACUAUGUUGUUUACGCUUCAACUUUUUGACAUAUACUAAAAAAAGACGCGCAAUGACAGUAGUUUUCCAACGAAUGUUCUGAAAUUCUGGUCUAAUUCUGCUGAUUCUGAGAAUUAAAGCGGCUGAAAUAAUAUUCUCUUUAGUUACCUCCUCUGUUUUCUAAGAUAUAGUUUGAGUUCUGGAACUUAAUUGAUACACUGUGUACACAAUAAAGACAUGUCAUUCAGCAUCUUAGUUCUCAACUAAGUACUGUUCAAACACACGAUCCACAUACCUCGUUAAAGCAAUGUUUCUUUAGGGAGGAAAAUUUUGGAACAAUCAUUUGGGCAAAUAUUGAAACACUUUGCUACAUUAAGAAAAUUGCGUUAGAACCAUUCAAGAAUUGUGAAAAAUCUAAGGUACUCAUUUUAAGUCUGCUAAUGCUGUGAUAAAGAAGAUUUUUAUUUACGCCGUUAUUCUCUGCUCAUACUUUUAGCUCAUUGAUCUUCUGAAUCUUAAAUUUUCAGAAUCUGAAGUAUCUCAAUUGGAAUAAAAUAAGCCUAAUCGAGCAAUUGACCGGUCAACAUGAAUACGCAUAUCGAAUUUAUUCACAUAAGAUGGCUCCCGAAUUGAUUCUUCGAUAGCGCGUCUUCGAUCUGGCGAUUUUUGUCAUGCGUAAUGGGGCAAACACGUGUAAUGAAAUUCAAAUCCAUCAUCCUUUCCGAACAACUCCGUACACAUCUCAUCGGACUCGCUUAGCAUAUCGUUAUAACAAAUUCUUUUCGGUCGACCUCUGUUUGCGAAACCGGCCGCCAUAUGACGUAAAUGGUUGCGCUUGAGCUCGGAAAGACAGAGGGCGCUCAGAGAGAGAGUGACGAACCAGAACAAUUCGCUAAGCGUAACCCUGAACCUAGGAAGAAUGGCACCCGCAGUUGUAGUUCGUAAUCUUGUUAAUCUUACGUCGCUGAAUAAGUAAGUCAAUUGCCCGCAACCUAAGAAAAAGACGUAUUUUCUUCGUCUUAUCUUGGAUACCCAGUGACCGGCAGAAGGCAAAGUACGUCUUUUGUUCUUCGGUAGACAAUAAAUGGCAUAGUUUUUCUAUAUUACACUCUCGGGGAGAAAUGAAGAGUAUACGGGACAUUUGGUAAAGAAUAUUUUUCAAAAACAAUUCUACUCUGGGAAGGGUUAUCUUUUCUUCGUUGAUCACUGUACACGUCUAUUUGCUAUUCCACGAGCUCUGUCUCACGGGAUACGCUUCAAGAGAUGUCUUGGUUGUCUUCUACACUUUCAGUCUAAUACAUGUGAUUGAUGUGGGAGGACGUAGAAUAAGUCAGUUUGUUUAAAGACUUAUACAAUUGUUUACGUAAAAAUAAUGAUGAAAACAAAUUGUACACCGAGCGCCUUAAAGUGCGAAGAACAGCUGCCGACGGGUACGAAGAAAAAAACACAUCUGCAGCGUGUAACGCUGCAAAGAAUGGGAUCAUUCACGUCGGCACCCCAGAUCAACAAUGUCGACUACCAGGAUGACCAGCUGGAGAUCUCUGCCGGAAUGUCCAUUCCGGACCUGAUUGAGUACUGCCGAAUAAUGCGAGGCGAGAAUCGACCAGCGCUAGUGAAUCGGCACUUUCUCCGGUCGGAUGAUCGUGCCGCGCAAACCAACCUGACGGAUGGUUUCCGGAUGUUGAAACUGGAUGAGAUUUCUAAGACUUGCAGUGAACCAACGACGAAUCCAGCUCAACUACGGAUUUUCCAGUGGAAUAUGCUCUCGCAGACUCUCGGCAUGCAUAAUGAUGGCUUCGUUAGGUGUCCGAUUGACGCACUCACCUGGGAUUGCAGGCAGUAUCAGGUUAUCCAGGAAAUAAUACAAAACGACCCGGAUAUCAUCUGUCUUCAGGAGGUGGACCACUUCAAGUUUCUCCAGAAGAUUCUGGCCACGCAAAACUACGAAGGAGUAUUCUUCCCGAAGCCCGACUCGCCCUGUUUGUACAUCAGUGGCAACAAUGGACCGGAUGGGUGUGCAGUAUUCUACCGAAAGGAUCGUCUGGAGCUGAUCAAUCACUUUACGCGGGUGUUGGAGGUGUGGCGCGUCCAGAGCAACCAGGUGGCGAUAGCGGCUCUCUUCCGGACACGUGACACUAAUCAGGAGAUUUGCGUAACUACCACUCAUCUCAAGGCGCGCAAAGGAGCUCUGCUGUCGAAGCUUCGCAAUGAACAGGGCAAAGAUUUGCUCGGUUUCGUCAGUGGUCUGGCGAAGAAACGCCCGGUGAUACUUUGUGGUGACUUCAAUGCUGAACCGAUUGAACCCGUCUACAGUACUGUGCUGAACUACAAGGCGUUGGGUCUGGCAAGUGCCUAUUCGGAUCUGUUGGCACAAGAAUUUCCGCCGACGGCGAAUGAAAAUGAUCUGAAUAUCGCAAAUAAGGACAGUUCCUCCCCGAUUUUGCUGCACAGGGCCAGCACGGAAUCCAAUCAUAGCGCGGACGAUGAUUGCAGCAUAAGUUCCGCCGGAAGAACGAAGGCUGAGCUAUCCGCCGCUAGUGAACCUUCCUACACGACGUGGAAGAUCCGCGAGGAAGGGGAAGUGUGCCAUACCAUUGAUUACGUUUUCUAUUCCAAAGAUCAGAUCACUGUGAAAAAUUGCCUCAUGUUUCCAUCUGGGGAAGAGAUUGGACCGGACCGAACACCCAGCUAUCAGUACCCCUCCGAUCACUUUUCGCUGGUGUGCGAUUUCGAGCUUCAACCAGCGAAAAGUAAUCAGCAAGAGAAGCCACAACAUCAACUCUAAUGAAAAGAGAUCUGGACAAACGGAACGGAACCAUUGUACCGAAAGUAUCAAAUUAGUUUGUAAGGAUGACAACCUUUGAGCUAUGCUCGAAUAUAAAAUAACAAACAAUUCUUCCGCAACGAACUAAAGUUCAACAGAAAAGUGUAGGACAAACAGGAAUGACAAAACGCAGGCGAACACUAAUUGGAAGUCAAACCAAUACAAUUGGCUUGAGUCUAAACACAAUUAUGAUUAGGAAAUUAAGUGUACAGUUUGUGAUAACUAGAUGUGAUAUUAAAUGGAGUGGCUUCCCUUUGAUGGGCGGGCCUAAAGAGGGGAGAAGAUUCCCGAUUUUACUAUUUUGUUCUUGUUUUUUUAAUGCUAUUCGACUAUUUUAAGCUAGACAGUGGAUGUAGCAUUUGGUUGCACGAAGUUCUUUAAGCAUGAGCCAUAAUGAAGGAUUUAGGUUAACAGUGGUACGAGUGGGAUGAAUUCUGUGCAAUACACCUCAACUCGAAGGAAAUCAAUGAGAGAUCAUCUGCUUAUACAGUAUCUCUCUGUCAAUUACAAUUGGACAGAUAGGUGAAGAGAUGGGAAAACCCCCUGGAUUGGGAAAGUAGCUUUAAGGUUGUAAUUGAAUUCGACGUAUGUUUUAAAAUGAACGAAAAAGCAAAAUUAUAAAUAAAGAACUACAAACAGUACCAGAUAAA